GGAUGAGGUCUUCCAUACAUUCUUUUAUACAUUUUACUGCAGAGCAGGUUUGCGACUGAAAAUUUAAGCGUUGUACCAAAUGAAAACAACGUGGAAGCUUCAAAAGCCCGCUAGGACUAACGUUAAACCGGGACACAACAACGUCUACAUAUCUGGAGGUGUCAUGCUGCACAGAGAUUGAAGUCUGAGCUCUUAAGGAAAGGAUCUUUACUUUAGGACAAGAUGGCCUCUCAGGUGAGACUAAGGCUGCUGCCAAAUGCCAGAUGUUUGUUUGAUGAGCCCAUCCAGGUGAAGGUGGCCGGGUUAAGGUCCAAACAAGUGGUCACCAUGAAGGCCAGAGCCACCGAUGAGAGGGGGAUGGUCUUCAGCUCCUCUGCGACCUACAAAGCUGAUGGGAGUGGAGAGGUCCACCUGGACAAAGACCCCUCACUCAGUGGGAGCUACGUCGGAGUUGAACCAAUGGGUCUGCUCUGGUCCAUGAAAGCAGACAGUUUGCACAAGAGGUUUCAAAAGAACAACGCAUUAAACCCUCAUGUGGUCAAGUUUUCUGUUCAUGAAGAGGAGGGCAGGACGCUCGCAGAGGAGACCAAUGAGAGACUUCUGAUUGGAGACGGGGUCAGCAGGCUUCCUGUCAAACAUGGGAAUAUACGUGGAGUCAUGUUUACUCCUCCAGGACCAGGUCCUUUCCCUGCUGUGUUAGAUCUGUACACUUUCGGUGGAGGUUUGUCAGAGAAAAGAGCCUCUCUGCUGGCCAACAAAGGAUAUGUUGUCCUGACUGUAGCGCUGUACGGCCAUGAAGACAUGCCAAAAGACAUUAAAGAAAUCAAUCUGGAUUAUUUUGAAGAAGCAAUAGAGUUUUUGAGAAAACAAGACAAGGUGGGCGGUAAAGGAGUCGGUAUCAUAUCUCUUUCUAAAAGUGGUGACCUGGCUCUUUCAGCUUCGACUUACCUCUCAGGAGUUGAGGCUACAGUGUGGAUUAACGGCCACUGUUCAAAUACAAUCUUUCCUCUCCACUAUAAGAAGAGCCUGCUCCACCCUGCUUUACUGUUCGAUACAGGCAGGAUAAUUCCCACCGAAUCAGGGGCUAGCAUUGGCAAAUAUGCUAUGAAUAAUCCAAAACUGGAGGAGAACAAGGCGACUCUGAUUCCUGUUGAAAAAGCAAAGGGAAAGUUCCUCUUUCUGACCUCAGAGGAAGAUCUGAACUGGGACAGUAAGACCUGUAUGGACAUGUUAGUGGAGAGACUGAAGCAUCAUGGGAAGGACAACUUUGAGAGUGUGUGUUACCCUAAAGCGGGGCAUUACCUGGAGCCACCUUAUGGACCGUACUGCCCGUCCAGUUAUCAUGGGCUUUGGGGUCAACGGAUCCUGUGGGGGGGCGAGCCUCGGUCCCAUGCAUUGGCUGAGGUUGACAUGUGGAGGAGAGUCCAGGAGUUCUUCAGGACUCACUUAAGAUGUGAAGAAAAGAAAUAAUGGCAUAUAUAUUGUGAAAUUGUGUUUUUUUUCUAAUAAAUGUUUAAUUGGAUGUCUGAUCACUGAAUGUUUUAAAAAUCAAAACAGAAGAAAUCAUAACCUAACACAACAUACUACUAUACAACAACAGGUAGGGAAAAUAAAUUUGGGGAAAUUAGCCCAUGUUAACAACAUGAAAUGAUUAGAAAGCAUCUAUAAAGCCAAACUUGAAUAAGAGCCUUAACAUAAAUGUAAAUGUUAAAUAAAAGCCUGAUUGUGCCAUACAUGGAACAGUCAAAAUCAGAAACCAUAAUCAAUAAUAGGAACAGGUCUACAUGACAGUAUAAACAUGUGAAAUCAAAAAUGAA
This is a messenger RNA of Cheilinus undulatus (humphead wrasse), 1817 nucleotides long. Its product is annotated as acyl-coenzyme A thioesterase 2, mitochondrial-like. Bases 223 to 1470 code for a protein of 415 amino acids. The transcript is spliced from 4 exons. Gene Ontology annotation, molecular function: fatty acyl-CoA hydrolase activity. Gene Ontology annotation, biological process: fatty acid metabolic process; acyl-CoA metabolic process. Lineage: Eukaryota; Metazoa; Chordata; Actinopteri; Labriformes; Labridae. The record is from RefSeq and is a predicted model, not a curated record.